Australozyma saopauloensis is the source of this 957-nucleotide messenger RNA. It is a transcript of the gene SPT3, whose product is annotated as transcriptional regulator. The transcript has a single exon. The record is from RefSeq and is a predicted model, not a curated record. Lineage: Eukaryota; Fungi; Ascomycota; Pichiomycetes; Serinales; Metschnikowiaceae. Bases 1 to 957 code for a protein of 318 amino acids. Gene Ontology annotation, biological process: transcription by RNA polymerase II. Gene Ontology annotation, molecular function: protein heterodimerization activity; transcription coregulator activity. Gene Ontology annotation, cellular component: SAGA complex.
AUGGACAAAAGCAGGUACCGCCAAGAGGUGCAACAAAUGAUGUUUGUCUCUGGCGAGACAACAGAUCCUCCGAUCGAAACCACACUGUUGAUAGAAGAUAUAGUCCGCGGGCAAGUCAUUGAAAUUCUUCUACAGGCGACUAAAACCGCGUCGCUACGCGGAACCAGAUCCAUAGCACCUGAAGAUGUGAUUUUUCUCAUUCGACACGACAAAGCCAAAGUGAUCCGUCUAAUAACGUAUCUUUCAUGGAAAGAUGUCAGAAAGAAUGCCAAGGAUGAAGGCGGAGGAACGGAGUCUCUCAUGGAGCAGGAAGCAGGAGCUCCUGCCUCCGGUUCUGGUCAAACAAGCGACCAAUCCAAAAUGAUUACAAGAUACAAGAAACUGAAGAUCCGUCUACCAUGGGAGGUCCAAUUCAUGUUCAGUGAACAACAUUACGAUGCUUCGGAGGAAGCUCAAGAUGAGGAUGAGGAAGAGAAAGCCGCCACUCUUGUUUCACUCAAAAGACUUAAAAUGGCAGACGAAAGAACAAAGAACAUGACCAAAGAAGAAUAUGUACAUUGGUCAGAAUGCAGACAAGCAUCAUUCACAUUUAGAAAGGCUAAGAAGUUUCGGGAAUGGGCGCAGAUAGCACAGAUUUGCGAGACUCGUCCUAAUGAUGAUGUAAUAGAUAUUCUUGGUUUCCUCACGUUUGAAAUUGUGUGUUCUAUCACUGAAGAAGCUAUGGAGAUAAAGGCGGCUGAAGAAAGACUUUUCCAACAGUCACUACUGAAGACUGGGAAAGAGGUUGCAAAGCGGAAGCGAAAGUAUUUAUUCGACAAACCUGACGAAUUGGUUAAACCUAUACAACCGCAUCAUGUUGAGGAAGCUUGGAGAAGACUCCAGUCCAUGAAAUUCGAGCAUAAGGCAAUACGUUCUUUUGGAGGUGGUAUGAUCAGAUCACAAACCAGAGUCAUAUAG